Molecule: messenger RNA, 513 nt
Organism: Gregarina niphandrodes
Lineage: Eukaryota; Apicomplexa; Conoidasida; Eugregarinorida; Gregarinidae
Exons: 1
Coding region: 1-513 (170 amino acids)
Source: RefSeq, a predicted model, not a curated record
AUGGACUUGAAAGAAGACACUUCGAACCUAGCUGUGUUGGAGAGUUUAGCCAAAUACUUUAACGACUCAUGCGAUGGGGUAAAAGAGCAGAAGGCUAAGGCCGCAGCUAAGAAGAACGAACCAAUGGCAGGUGCGGUAAAUGUCGCAUCUGAACAAGAAAGCGGAGGUUUGUAUGGACGUUUUGUUAUAGCCGACACGCAUGUGGCGUGCCUGGUUGAUCCUGGUGCUGACAAGAACAUCAUCAGUUGGCAACAACUACAAACACUACCGUUGGAAUACCGAUGUUUAUGGCAACCGAAUGAAGAUGGUGAAAUGAUGCUGAACUUUAUACAAGGCUCAUGCGAAGUGGUUGGAACCAUUAACCUACCUGUGAUUUCACCUUUGGGAAAUGUGGAGAUGGAGUUCUCCCUUGCCGCCAGCCCUGUUGGGGGCUGUGCCAAACGUAAAGGGGCAGUCGCGGGCUCGAGCCCCGCACUCGGGCCCCACAGGCGGAACCUGUGUAUCCUCAUUUAA